Dermacentor andersoni is the source of this 756-nucleotide messenger RNA. The record is from RefSeq and is a predicted model, not a curated record. NCBI's taxonomy places the organism in Eukaryota, Metazoa, Arthropoda, Arachnida, Ixodida, Ixodidae.
AUGUCUUUGGGUGUAGUGGCAUACGCUGUGGAGGAGCCGCCGGGUCCCAGGUGGCAGGGCGCCGGCGAGACGAGCAUCGAGCUGAGCAGCGUGUCCAGACAGGACGUGGGCACGUACCGUUGCCGAGCCGACAAUGGACUCGGCCAGAUCUCGGCCGACAUCCAGCUCGUGGUACGGGACGCUAGGCCAAGCCUGCGAAGCAACGACCUGACGGACCUGGACUUCAUCCUGUCCUGGGACCAGUGUGGCCAGUGGACCUGGCGGCCAGGUUCUGCGAUGACCAUGGGCUACCUCAUCUGGAGUGGAAGGCGACCCCAAGUAGCGAUGCCGUGCCUGAAACAUCGCACUCGCCACGCUGGUUGCGCGAGCACUCAUGGAAUCAACACUUCUCUUCAGACUCUUCAGGAGGCUGCCCGAAAACCGGAAGCUCGCAAGCGGCGGCGAGUCGACCCUCUUCUUCGCAGACGCAACCAAAAGGAAGUCAAGGGAACAAGGCUCGAAUGUGCAGACGCCCUGCUCGCCCCUGCCAUCUCCCUUGCCCUUCCGAUUUCCCUCGAAACCGCCGCCGCAGCCUCUCCUGGAGAAUCAAAACAUAGACUCGGUGACUCCAAGGUUGCACGAAACAGACCCGCUGACGGUGAGGAAAGCCACUUCCGCUUUGCCGAAAACGACAAGUACCGACAAAAAAAAAAGAGAAAAUAUAACGAGCAGCAGAACGGGAGAAGCCGCGUCCCAUCCUAAAGUCGCGCAGUACCA